Molecule: messenger RNA, 1052 nt
Organism: Melanaphis sacchari
Lineage: Eukaryota; Metazoa; Arthropoda; Insecta; Hemiptera; Aphididae
Gene: Tango2
Product: transport and Golgi organization protein 2 homolog
Exons: 5
Coding region: 169-996 (275 amino acids)
Biological process (GO): Golgi organization; protein secretion
Cellular component (GO): Golgi apparatus
Source: RefSeq, a predicted model, not a curated record
UAAAACACCUACUAAUUUCUCUGUGUUCUUCUUCUUCUUGAUAUUGUAUUUAAUAUUACAAUUAUAUCUAUUAUCUAUUAAUAAUAUUAUAACUAUUUAAAAAAUACAAAUAAUAUUAUAUUUGAAUCGAUUAGACAUAGAUUUCAAAUACCUACUUAAUUAACAGUUAUGUGUAUCAUAUUCAUUAGUAGUGUACAACACAUAAAUGAUGGAUAUCGUUUGAUUAUUGCUUCUAAUCGAGAUGAAUAUUAUGAUCGUCAGACGUUGCCAGUAAACUAUUGGUUAGAGGAUAAGAACAUCAUUGGAGGACGGGAUUUGAUGUCAUCAAAUGAAGGUGGUACUUGGUUGGCUUUAAACAUCCGAGGUAAGUUGGCUGCUUUAUUAAAUGUGUUUGAAUUAGAUAAAAGACCAAAUGCUAAAUCUAGAGGCCAUCUGGUUAAGAACUUUGUAAAAGGCAAUACUUCAACCCUAGAAUAUUUGCAAGAAUUACAAAGUUCACAAGAUAUGUAUAAUGGAUUUAAACUGAUUACUAUUAACAUAAGCAAGCUAUCUUUAGAAACACAUUUCUUUACCAAUUAUGUACAAGAUGAAGGACCAGCAUUGAAACACAUACAAAAUGGUGUACAUGGAUUUGGAAAUGGACCUUUUUUAAAAGUGGCUGAGGGAGAGAAACUUUUCAAUGACAUUGUUAAAAAAUAUGGACAUAGUAAUCAUAAAGAUAUACUAAUCAAAGAACUGCUAGGAUUUUUGAAAUGGGAUAAGCUACAUUAUCCUGAUGAAGAGUUGAUCAAACGAACUCCAAAAUUUCCUGGAACUGAUAAUCAGAAGAAAUUUAGUUCCAUUUUUGUAGAAAUGCCAACUCGUCGUUACGGUACUCGAACACACACAAUAAUACUAAUAAAUCAUGAUGGAAAAAUAGAAUAUAACGAAUGGACCAAAUCCGGUUCAGUUUGGAAUCAUCAAUGUUAUACAGACACUCUAAAAUCUGAAGUAUAGAAUAUUGUUCUAUAUAUUAGUUUAUAUAUUCUUUAAAAUAAAAACUUUAAAAUUAA